AUGUGCCUUUCCAAUUGCCACGCCUUCCUCCCCCCCUCUCUCCUCGUUCUUCCCGUCUUUCGGCCCCGUCAUGUCCCUCCCUCUAUGUCAACUCCCUCGCGACCGGCCCACCGCACCGUCAACGACCGCGCGAAAGACUUCCUCACCCAACGCGCCGUCCAGCAGACCAUGUUCUGCUCGCGCGUCCUGCGUGACGAAACCACCUUGCAUUGGCUCGAGGACUUCCUUGACCACCACGGAUUGGACGACCUCCACCAUUGCGACGCCCUUCGCCUCCCAAGCACAGAGUAUCUCACCCGCCUUCUAAAGGAGCCGCCAAUCGAGCUCCUCAUUCGCAAGCCCAUCCAGGGGCGCACCACGAAUAAGAACCCCUACAUAAAGCGACGCUAUUAUGAGUAUAAUGUCGACAUUGUGCCGCGGAAGAUCGGACGCCGCGUGUUGGUACGUCGCAGCUAG
Messenger RNA from Chondrus crispus (carragheen), 456 nucleotides. RefSeq lists its product as hypothetical. The record is from RefSeq and is a predicted model, not a curated record. The transcript has 2 exons. NCBI's taxonomy places the organism in Eukaryota, Rhodophyta, Florideophyceae, Gigartinales, Gigartinaceae. The coding region runs from base 1 to 456 and encodes 151 amino acids.